AUGGUGGAGACCGAGUUUUUCACAGAGUAUGGUGAAGCAAAUCGGUAUCAAAUCCAAAAAGUAGUAGGGAAAGGGAGCUAUGAGGUGGUCUACUCAACGAUUAACACACAUAUUGGAAAAAAAGCUGCCAUCAAGAAGAUCAAUGACAUUUUUGAGCAUGUGUCAAAUGCAACUCGCAUCUUGCGGGAGAUCAAACUCUUGCGGCUUCUGCGUCAUCCCGGCAUUGUUGAGUUCAAGGACAUCAUGAUGCCUCCGUCCUGCUGGGAGUUCAAAAAUAUUUAUGUGGUGUUUGAACUGAUGGAGCCCAAUCUUCAUGAGUUUCUUCGUGCUUUGAAGUACAUUCAAAGAUUGAAUGUGUAUCAUCGGGACUUGAAGCCAAAGAACGCUCUUGCCAAUGCAGAUUGCAAGCUAAAAAUAUGUGAUUUUAUCCUUCACCCGGAGGCAGUACAAGGAGUUCGUAAUAAAAAGGCCAAAAGGUAUUUGAGAAGUAUGAGGAAGAAACAAUCACUCCCAUUCUCGCAAAAAAACCCAAAUGCAUACCUUCUAGCCAUUUGCUUGAUGCUCGCUUUUGAUACCAGAAAUAGUCCUAUAGUUGAGCAAGCUCUAGCUGAUCCAUGUUCCAUGGGACUUGCGAAAGUGGAGCGAGAAACAUCUGUACAACUUAUCACAAAGAUGGAGUUUGAAUUUGAAAGAAGAUGA
This is a messenger RNA of Marchantia polymorpha subsp. ruderalis, 699 nucleotides long. NCBI's taxonomy places the organism in Eukaryota, Viridiplantae, Streptophyta, Marchantiopsida, Marchantiales, Marchantiaceae. The record is from the annotation of a GenBank genome assembly.